UAUGAAUGUAUGGGGUUCAAAUUGCUGUCGUCGAAGAAGCAGUACUUCAUGCAAUAGUCGGCGGUCUAGUCAUGGUAAAACGUCACUACCAACGGGUGAUGAGCAUUGGAAGAAGGUCCUCCAAGCUAAUGAAACCAAGUGCAGUAGGCCUGGAACUCCAACCCCGAAGAGGGAAUCGGGUAUUUUAUCUAGUUUAUAUGCGAAAUUCUGCAAAUGGGUAGCAACAAAUAGAGCGAAGAGAGAAGUAGAUAUUAUGAGACGGCAAAGUAUUUCACCUGAAAUAAAGGAACAAUUUCGUCGUCAAUUAGCAUUGGCUCAGGAGCAUUCAAACGCCUAUUUGCAUAAAUGUUGCCCUUCUAGCCUGUCAUCAGAGGACUCAGAUUUUGUCUCAUUUAGUCACACAUCUCGUACAUCUUCUUCUUUAACAAUUGCCUCUAGUGCUUCAUCUCCAGUAGCAUCUGUUGAUCCCUACCUCCCUUUUACGACUGCGUCUCUAAGUUGUAAUUCAUCCGACGUUCAAACAAGAUCAUCAAUGGUUAGCGACGUUACUCAAAUCUCUGUAAAUUGUGAAUCAUCUCAUCAUCGAGUACUUAGCCACUCAUAUUCUUGUCCGGGAAGGAAGAAUUUAGCGACUCAUUCCUUGACAGAUUUAACAAGCGAAGGACAUGGUUCUAUUUGCGCCACCUGGCCCCCAUUAUGUCGAAAGUCGUGUAAUGGAAAAGAAGAAGACGAGGGCAUAGAAGAUGGUGAUCCCGAUGAAUCGGUAUUUGAAGACAAUGAUUUAAAUGAGACCAUUAAAGAGUGUACUAUUCCUUACAACGACCUGGAGUUUGGAAAAUUAAUUCGAGUAGGUCGUCGAGGGGAAACAUACAGAGGGCGCUAUUAUGGCGACGUUAUAAUACACACCUAUCGGAAAGGAAAUGCCAAAAACUCUGAGGAAAUUUAUAGUAAAUUUCUGAAAGAAGUAUCGAGAAUGUGCAUGAUUCGACAUGAUAACAUUGCUUUAUUUAUGGGAGCAUGCAUCGAUCAUCCUAAUUUAGCUAUUGUUACAGGGAUGCGUAAGGGCAUUUCUGUAUACGAGCAAAUAAGGCAGCCGCAAUCUUCAUCUUGUGUAAUGACUUUGUCUUACAAACUAAGUAUAGCUAAACAAGUUUCGCAGGCAAUGGGCUAUUUACAUGCUCGAGGGAUUCCUAUGAAAAAGUUAAACUCUAAGAACGUUUUCCUUGAAAGCAAAGUAAAAUUAUGCCUCAAUGAUUAUGGAAUGGCGGAAAUGAAACACGACAAAACCGGCUAUGGUUGUAUACCAAAUGGCCAUUUGACGUACGUUGCUCCGGAAAUGAUGAGGUCGUUGCGUGUCAUCCCACCUAAACUGGUACCCAAAGUACCAUAUACUGCAGCGACUGAUAUCUACUCUUUUGGAACUCUUUUGUACGAAAUGAUGUCAGGAUGCUAUCCCUAUAGAGGUGUUUCGCCAGAAACUGUAAUAUGGCAAGUGUCUCAGGGCAAACGUCAGUCUUUAUCAAAAUUCAACGAUAUUAAAGGAAUAAAAACAAUUAUCAAGCGAUGUUGGUAUCAGAAACCAGAAGAUCGAGCGGAUUUUGCGAAAAUUAAUCACGAACUGCAGAAAUUGAGUGGCCUUCUUAAGAGGCGAAGUUCUUCGGAGCCAGAUAAACUGCAUGCAUUGGGCUUAACCGCCAAUAAGUCUCUUCGACUUGCUUGA
This is a messenger RNA of Dimorphilus gyrociliatus, 1720 nucleotides long. The record is from the annotation of a GenBank genome assembly. Lineage: Eukaryota; Metazoa; Annelida; Polychaeta; Dinophilidae.